GCAUUUUCGUCCUUUCGCACCAAAUCCUGCGGAUCGCAACCAAAACCCUAGCCUUCUUAAGGGUUGGGGUUUCCCCCUCUCGGUGCUUUCUCCCGUCUCCCGCCUCUCUCUGAGCUCAGAGAUCCGCUGCGUCCAUCCAUGGCGUCGGAGAAGAAGCUCUCGAACCCGAUGAGGGAGAUCAAGGUGCAGAAGCUCGUCCUCAACAUCUCCGUCGGUGAGAGCGGAGAUCGUCUCACCAGAGCCGCAAAGGUCUUGGAGCAGUUGAGCGGACAAACACCUGUUUUCUCAAAGGCAAGAUACACUGUUCGAUCUUUUGGAAUCAGGCGUAAUGAAAAGAUCGCUUGCUACGUCACCGUCAGGGGGGAGAAGGCAAUGCAGCUUUUGGAGAGUGGGUUGAAGGUUAAGGAGUAUGAAUUACUAAGGAGGAACUUCAGUGAUACUGGAUGCUUUGGCUUUGGCAUCCAAGAGCACAUUGAUCUUGGGAUCAAGUACGAUCCUUCCACCGGCAUCUACGGCAUGGACUUUUUCAUUGUUCUCGAGCGCCCGGGCUACCGCGUCGGCCGCCGCCGCCGUUGCAAGUCGCGUGUGGGGAUACAGCACAGGGUGACCAAGGACGAUGCGAUGAAGUGGUUCCAGGUCAAGUACGAGGGUGUCAUCCUCAACAAGGCCCAGAACCUGACCACUUAAAAGUUAUAACUAUAUAUUACCUCCGCGAACCUAUUUGUAGUCCCUAGAACUUGCUUUUGUUCGAGUUUACGUCUUCUCAAAUGGAUUUUUCUUAUUUAAACUUCUACUGCUUAUGUUGAUUUUUGGCCUCUCUCAGAGUUUUGUUUUUGUUAAUUAAUUCGACUUAGACUUAAAAGCUUUGCAUUUUUGUGCUCUCCA
Messenger RNA from Ananas comosus (pineapple), 885 nucleotides. RefSeq names its product 60S ribosomal protein L11. The transcript has 5 exons. Lineage: Eukaryota; Viridiplantae; Streptophyta; Magnoliopsida; Poales; Bromeliaceae. The record is from RefSeq and is a predicted model, not a curated record. Gene Ontology annotation, cellular component: cytosolic large ribosomal subunit; ribosome. Gene Ontology annotation, molecular function: structural constituent of ribosome; RNA binding. Gene Ontology annotation, biological process: translation. Bases 139 to 687 code for a protein of 182 amino acids.